UUUUAAGUGAGGCAGAAGUCGAUGAUCAGAUUGAUGAAGGAUGUAUUAAAGGUGUCCUUAGUAACAUUAUAACAGCUGGGUUUCUUUCUACCAAAGGGGCACUGACAGGUUUCUUUCUACUUAUGCUUUACUAUCCAGAGAUUCAGCACUGUAUUCAAAAGGAAAUAGACGACAAUAUUGGCAAGGACAGAAAACCUAGUCUAGACGAUCGAGCAGUAAUGCACUACACAAACGCUACUAUUUUAGAAUGUCUGAGAUUCAUUGGUCAUGUUCCAUUUGGCGUACCUCAUUUGGCAAGGGAAGAUUUGGAAGUAGACGGUAUGAGGAUUCCAGCAAAUACUAUGCUUAUAACCAACCUAUGGGUGAUGAAUCGUUCUGAGAAAGUAUGGGAUAAGCCUGGCGAAUUCUUGCCUGAAAGGUUUUUAGACAACGAGGAAAAGUUACUCCCCAAGGAACACCCCUUAAGGUCACAAUUUAUACCGUUUGGAUCCGGAAGAAGAUCCUGCAUUGGAGAAUCGUUUGCAAAGUCUCGCAUGUUCCUAUAUGUGACAUCGUUAUUACAGACAUUUGUAUUUUCACCCGGUAAAAAUAAACUGGCUCCUCUAGAUCCAGCAACAUGGAAACUAAACGUUGCUAUGCAGCCUGAUUUUCUGAACUGUAUUGUCCGUUUACGACAAAGUAGAAACAUUUCGUGA
Patella vulgata (common limpet) is the source of this 695-nucleotide messenger RNA. Its product is annotated as cytochrome P450 2D14. Lineage: Eukaryota; Metazoa; Mollusca; Gastropoda; Patellidae. The coding region runs from base 123 to 695 and encodes 190 amino acids. The record is from RefSeq and is a predicted model, not a curated record. Gene Ontology annotation, molecular function: heme binding; oxidoreductase activity, acting on paired donors, with incorporation or reduction of molecular oxygen; monooxygenase activity. The transcript is spliced from 3 exons.